ACCGGACGGGUCAAUGCCAGCCGGAUGAUGACCAGUUGUGGCCAGCGGUCCUGGAACUUGCUCGCAGUAUUCUCCCUGCUGUUUCCUGCAGUCCUGUCCGCACAUUUCCGGGUCUGUGAGCCUUACACAGACCACAAAGGCCGCUACCACUUCGGUUUCCACUGUCCCCGGCUCUCAGACAACAAGACCUUCAUCCUUUGCUGUCACCAUAACAACACGGUCUUCAAAUACUGCUGCAACGAGACAGAGUUCCAGGCGGUCAUGCAGGCAAACCUUACAGCCGGCCCCGAGGGCUACAUGCACAACAACUACACAGCACUGCUUGGAGUGUGGAUCUACGGCUUCUUCGUGCUUACCCUCUUGGUCCUGGAUUUGCUCUAUUAUUCUGCCAUGAACUAUGACAUUUGCAAGGUUUACCUGACCCGGUGGGGCAUCCACGGACGGUGGAUGAAACAGGACCCCCGGCGGUGGGGGAAUCCUGCUCAGGCACCUCGGCCUGGACAGCCAGCUCCACAGCCUCCCCCUGGUGUCCUGCCGCAAGCCCCUCAGGCUGUGCACACGCUUCGGGGAGACACACACAGUCCACCCCUGAUGGCCUUCCAAAGCUCAUCUGCCUGGUGA
Cricetulus griseus (Chinese hamster) is the source of this 621-nucleotide messenger RNA. Lineage: Eukaryota; Metazoa; Chordata; Mammalia; Rodentia; Cricetidae. The record is from RefSeq and is a predicted model, not a curated record.